CCACCGUUGCUAGUUUGUGAGUGGAUUGCAAUCAUUGUGGGUAUCUUCUGAUCAACAUCUUUGGCUUGGUGCAUAUGUUGCAAAGAUGGUCAUCGCACCAUUAUCACUAUCAAAUCCUCAUUCCGGUGCAAUAGGCACUUCCUCAACACCAGCAUCGGCAAAUCUACACAAUGAAACGGAACAAGCAUUGGCAGAAGUGGAACUUUUGGCACAAAAUCAAAGAAAAUUAGGUACAUUAACAAACAGAAUGACAUCUAUCCUUUCAGGAUUUGAUAGAAGGUUGAUCAAACUUGAAAGUACAAUGUUACCGAUCCAUAGAAGUACACAAACACUAAUACGAAUCCAAGAAAAUGUGGAUAAUGUAUUGCGUAGCUUGAACAAGACAUUGGGCCAUUAUGAUGUCUUACAGGAUGAAGAGCCGCUAUUACGUCAAGGACCCUCGGUGCGUGAUCCCCAACCAUAUUUGGAUACGAUCGCAAGGGUGAAGCAAGGACUGGAUUACCUUGCAAGGUCAGACCUACAAUCUCAACAGAAAGUCAUGUUGAAGAUGAACGAUUUGAUCGAAUUGGGAAGUCGAAAUGUGACAGAUAUGAUAAGAGAUUGGGUUACCGCUGAAUCAGAUAUGCAUGGAAUUGAUGUAGCAGAAUAUGUGCCGAGAGGUAUGGCUCUACCUCGUCUGUCGACCGCAACAAUGGACGCAAUCAUUCCGCUUUUCUCAUUCUUGAAAUCACUGCCAACGCAUCCGCAAACACAUCAUGCCCCUUUCUCAUCCGCUCUUGUAGCAUACUCUGAGAUACGUGGACGAUACGUUGAAGCAUCACUAUCACCCUUGGCGCAACAAGUGGUCACUUACUCACAAGAGAGAUUGAGCAGUACUGCGGGUAGGGCUGGCAUGACAGCAGCUUGGCAAAACGAUGAAGAUGACACAGGAUAUUCGCGUGGAAAUGCAGGUCUAUCAAAUUGGAUCAAUGCUGCACUCGAUCUGACGGAGAAUGAAUAUUCCAUCUUGGAAGAGUUGAUGCAAUCUCUCAAUCCACCUUCAUCUCAAACAACAAUACACUCAACCUUUUCCCGGCUUUUACGUGCACCUCUUCGAUCAUUUGCAUCUACACUUAGCACACUACAGAACGAAAUUCGGAGGAGCUCUUCUACGCAGCACACCUUCUUCGCUUUCGAUCUAAUAGGAGCACUCUCAAAUGCAUCACAAAGAUGGGAGAAUGUCGUCGUUGCAAAUUGUGCACGUCAACAGGAAUCAAGCAAUCCGCAUUCAGAACAGACAGCCUUACAUGCAUUGAGCGAAAGCCUGGUUGCGGCAAGAGGAAGUGCAUUGGAAAUCUUUCCUACUUAUAUUGCAGGAAUCAAUGCAAUGCCAAUGCAACGGGAAGGUGAAAUUCCUAGUACAACAAUCAACGAGAUCACAUAUUCAAGUUUGAACUUUAUGCGACAAUUAUGUGAAUAUGCCGAUGUUGUAGCACCUCUGCUCACUUCUUUGGGAGCAGGAAUGUGGAUGAUGGGAUCGGAUCGUGCUCCGGUAUUAUCACUUGGAAUCGAUAGUGAGACACAAUCUAUUUUGUCACAGUAUUUGGCAGAUGUUUUAGCCGCCUUGCUCAACGCACUCGAAGCAAGAAGUCGUGCGAUUCGACAACAGUCUACAGCAUGCAUCUUUUUGCUCAAUAAUAUCUCGCAUAUCAAAAGAGAGCUCAUCUACAACGGUCGUUCGAGUGGCGUAGCAGAUUGUUUAGGACCGACAGGUAUCGAGCUAACAGAUGGAGCAUUACGUUCUGCUUAUUCUUCCUACCUGGAAGCAUGGAAUCCAGUUAUUGGUCCGUUGAUGGAAGAUACGCCUGGUUUGACAAGCAAGCCUUCCGGACCAAAGCUUGCGGGAAUGGGUGGAAAUAGCGAAAAAGCAGCAGUGAAGGAUCGAUUUGCCAAAUUUUACGAUGGUUUAGAUGAUUUGGAACGUUUACAUCGUGCUUUCCCGAUUGCAAGAGAAGAUGAACAAUUAAAAGAACGCCUGCGAACCGAUGUCGUCAGAAUGGUCAUUCCAAUGUAUUCCCGUUUUGUUGCCAAACAUAAAAUGGGAGAUUUUAGCAAAAAUCCUCAAAAGCACAUUCGAUUUUCCGAACAAGAAGUUCAAGAUCGCAUCGUUAGCUUGUUCACUUAAUGUCUCGUUCACAAUGUAUAGUACUAGCCUAUCAUCAUUCUGUAUAAAAUACACUUGUCUACAUC
Messenger RNA from Meira miltonrushii, 2229 nucleotides. RefSeq lists its product as uncharacterized. Gene Ontology annotation, cellular component: exocyst. Gene Ontology annotation, molecular function: phosphatidylinositol-4,5-bisphosphate binding. Bases 86 to 2164 code for a protein of 692 amino acids. Gene Ontology annotation, biological process: exocytosis. The transcript has a single exon. NCBI's taxonomy places the organism in Eukaryota, Fungi, Basidiomycota, Exobasidiomycetes, Exobasidiales, Brachybasidiaceae. The record is from RefSeq and is a predicted model, not a curated record.